Molecule: messenger RNA, 1590 nt
Organism: Adineta ricciae
Lineage: Eukaryota; Metazoa; Rotifera; Eurotatoria; Adinetida; Adinetidae
Source: the annotation of a GenBank genome assembly
AUGAAACUAUUCUUCUUUUUGUCUGCGUUGUUAUGCUUCGCAGUGAAUCAAGGUUAUGGGAAACGGGUGAUGUGCUAUUAUACGAAUUGGGCAGGGUAUCGACCAGCUGAAGGAAGUUUUUCAGUAAAAGAUAUCGAUCCGAACUUAUGUACACAUAUCAUUUAUUCGUUCGCGCGCGUACAAGGCAAUGAUUUAGCAACUACAGAAGGAAAUGAUCCAGAAAUGUAUAAGCGAAUCAUGGAAUUGAAAAAAAUCAACCCGGAUCUGAAAGUUAUGUUGGCAGUCGGUGGGUGGAAUCAUGGUGCAGCCCCAUUUACGCAAAUGGUCUCUACAGAAAAAUCACGAGCUGAAUUCGUGGAAAAUUCUUAUAAUUUUCUUAAAAAGCAUGGCUUUGAUGGUCUUGAUCUCGAUUGGGAAUAUCCAGCUGAUCGUGGUAGUCCACCUGAAGAUCGUCAACGGUUCACUCAGCUCGCCAAACAAUUGAGUGCAAAGUAUAAGCCAGAAGGUCUUCUUGUAUCAGCUGCAACACCAGCUUCUCCUUCCCGUUACGAUGGUAGCUAUGAACCCGAAGUUUGCGAGCAUUUAGAUUUUAUCAAUAUAAUGGCUUACGACUUUUCGGGUCAGUGGGAGCGUCAAGCUGGACACAACAGUCCAUUAACAGCACAAAAACAAAUUGUGCAACAUAUGUUACGAAAACCGGCUUGCACUCCAGAUAAACUUAAUUUAGGCAUGGGUGCUUAUGGACGAACCCAUCAAUUAGCUAAUCCAUCUUUACAUGAAAUCGGAUCUCCAACGGUAGGUAGCGGUGCUAUUGCUGGUCCAUACACACGAGAAAGCGGUUUCAUGAGUUACUAUGAAGUAUGUGACAAACUCAACCAAGGAUGGUCACAAGGAUGGUCAGAUCAGCACAAAGUUCCAUAUGCGCACUCCGGUUCGCAAUGGGUUGGUUAUGACAAUCCAGAAAGUAUUGCUAUCAAAGCUGAGUAUGUCAAUGAAAUGGAUUUGGGCGGUGCGAUGUUUUGGGCUAUGGAUUUAGAUGAUUUUCGUGGUGAUAAAUGCAAUCAAGGAAAAUUUCCUUUGAUUAACGCCGCAAAAGAUGUCGUCAAUGGAAAAUCGCCAUCAACAAGACCAAGCACGACACGUACAACUCCAACAACAACUCCAAUUCCUACCGAUCGAACUGAUACUGCAACAUUAUAUUGUCAAAAUUCAUUAGAGAAGCAAACAUAUGCAAAUGUCUCUGCCAAUUGUGAAAGUUAUUAUGAGUGUUUAACAACACCAAGUGGCAAACAAAUUACUGUCUCUCGAACGUGUCCGAAACCAUUGAUUUACUCCGAAGAUAAAAAGAAAUGUGUCAAAGAGAGAGAUUUAACUGACGUUUCCAUCAAAUGUUCUACAAAAUUGGGAUUGUCUGCUCCAUCGUCAUCGUCAGCCAAUUGUUGGGAUCCAUCCUCUUUUAUACCAGAUUCUCAAUGUCGAUUCUUUACUGAUUGUUCAACCAAACGUCGGUACGAAUGUCCCCCUGAUUCGUCAUUCGAGCGCAACUUAAAACGCUGUGUGCCGAAAAAACAUGUUCAAUGUUGGUGGUGA